CUUUACCCCAUUUCUUUUCUAUCAAUUCUAAUUUUCAUAUAUUUUCUCCUCUUGUUAUAUUUUUUUUCUUAACUAUUUCUAUCGAUUCUAUCAUCCCCCUUUUAUAAUAUUUUUCAUCUUUUAUCUUAUCUUAUUAUAUCCCCUCUAGUGCAAAUGUUAUUAUUAGUUUUUUCCUAUUUUCCAUCCCUAUUUAUGUCUCGUUUUUCCGGUUAAUCUUCAGAAGAUAGUCAUUUUGGUACGAUGUACUACUACUACUACUCGAUGUGAGAGAGGAAAGAUAUCAUCGUGGCGUUAAUAAACGCUCGUGACGCACGUUUAAUCGUGACGCGUUUCUUCGUCGUUCGUUCUCUUCUUAAUAUUCUUGUUCUUCAUCGAUAUUGCUGAUAACAGUCGUCCGUGACCCUGAAGUCCAGUGACAAGAGUGUAUGUCGUCUGACCUUGGCACGACCACGUUCUCCACGUUCGCCACGAGCGAAUGCAUCGCUUGUUCUCUCGUAGUUGGUACAAUGUCGGCGCUGUUACCUCUUAUUACAGCUGAUCAUCGAUCAUUUCGAAUACUUGGAUUUCGUUUCGUUAUUUAGACAAGAAGACGUGGAAGAGAGUGUUACCACAAAGUGUUUAAUUCGUUUCCCAGCAAGAGGAAAAGGAGGUGUGUCAGCCUACACAUAUCAAGGACGAGAAUUGAAAGUGGGAUUUUAGAUUGGACGUGUCUGAAAGGUAGUGGUGCAACCGGAAAGAUGAACACUCAGCUUGGAUCGUUCCAUCAUCAUCGGAGAAUCAUCGAAAGGAACGUUGAAAGGAACUUUUUCACAGAGUGUUCGAUUGAUCUAAUCGAUUUUGAUUAACACGAUGGAAGAAGGAACUUUCCUUAGCUUGUAUCUUCGGUGAGAUUUUCUUCCAGCUAUCGAGAUAUAUUUGAGAUCAUGAAGAGAAGAAGAUAUCACUCGAGAUAUUUGGAAUCUAACUUUUAACGAGUAGUCCUUAGAGAAGGAAAUAUGGAGGAAGCAUCUCCGAGGAUUCGUCCUUAUUUGGACUGGGAAAACGAAGACAAGUACUCUGUGGCAAAUAGCCAAGCUCCGUUGCAAGGUAGUGAGGAUGAUCAUCCGGAGCGUGGUACGUGGACAGGGAAAUUUGAUUUCCUUUUAUCACUUUUGGGAUAUAGUGUCGGUCUUGGCAACGUUUGGCGAUUUCCCUAUCUUUGUUAUUCUAAUGGUGGUGGAGCCUUCUUAAUACCAUUCACGGUGAUGCUAAUCAUCGCUGGAUUGCCACUCAUGUUUAUGGAACUUUCCUUGGGUCAGUUCGCUAGUCUUGGUCCAGUAGCGGCUUAUAAAAGAUUCUGCCCUCUUCUUCGUGGUUUGGGCUAUGGAAUGGUACUCGUUAGCUCCGUCGUAAUGCUCUAUUACAAUUUGAUCAUUGCCUGGACUCUCUAUUAUAUUUUUGCCUCGGUCGUUGGUGCUGGUGAAUUACCUUGGGCGAAAUGUGACGAUUCUUGGAGUACCGUGGAUUGUUACAUGCCUGAUGCAGCAAAGGCCUGCAGUAUUGAGGAUGCUUAUUAUUACAAAAGAAAGUGUUUGAAUUCUACGCAAAUGGCCUCGAUGGGAUUGACCAUCGAGAAUAUUACUAAUGCUAUUAGAAGACCACCAGCUGAGGAAUAUUUUAAUAAUCACGUUUUGGGAUUAAGCAGUGGUAUCGAAGAAACUGGCAUGAUUCGACCAUCCAUAGCUGCCAGUCUCUUUUUAGCAUGGGUUAUCGUAUUCUUGUGUUUGAGUAAAGGUGUUCAAAGCUCCGGCAAAGUUGUUUACUUUACUGCUCUCUUUCCUUAUGUCGUUUUAAUCGCUCUCUUUUGUCGAGGCAUUUUACUUCCCGGUGCUAAUGAGGGUAUACUAUUUUAUCUGACCCCUGAUUGGAAAAGAUUGAUGUCGGCUAAAGUUUGGGGUGACGCAGCUGUUCAAAUAUUUUUUGCCUUGAGUCCAGCAUGGGGUGGAUUGAUUACUUUGAGUUCUUACAACAAAUUUACCAACAACUGUUAUAAGGAUUCCUUGAUAGUAGCCGUUAGCAACAUUGGAACUUCCUUUUUCGCUGGUCUAGUCAUUUUCUCUGUUAUUGGAUUCCUUGCUCACGAACUUUCAGUACCGGUUGCAUCUGUUGUCGAUCAAGGAGCUGGUUUAGCUUUUAUAGUUUAUCCUGAAGUUGUAGCUCGUUUACCUGUUGCCCCACUUUGGUCAUUGCUAUUCUUCGUAAUGUUAUUGACCCUGGGAUUGGAUUCGCAAUUCGCAUUAAUGGAGACUGUUACCACCGCCAUUCUUGAUGGCAUACCAGCCUUAAGGAAUUACAAAUUUUGGGUGGUCCUAUCAGCUGCUGUACUCGGUUAUGCCGGUGGUAUUAUUUUCACAACUAAUGCUGGCAUGUAUUGGUUACAAUUGAUGGAUAAAUAUGCAGCGAAUUGGUCUGUCCUAUUAAUUGCCAUAAGUGAAUGUAUACUAGUUGCAUGGAUUUACGGAGCUGAUAGAUUUCUCGACGAUGUUCAAAAAAUGAUCGGACCACGUGGUCGUCUUUGGAGAUUCUUUUGGACGUGGAUGUGGAAAGUUGUUACUCCUGCAGCUUUGUUCUUUAUUCUGUUCUUCAAUUGGGUUGAAUAUGAACCUUUAAAAUAUGGGGCUUACGUGUAUCCUAAAUGGGCUGAUGCAGUUGGUUGGGUCGUUGGUAUGCUGCCUGUUAUGGUCAUCCUUGGUAUGGCUGUUAGUCAAUUGAAAAGUCCUCGUCGACGACCAAAAUACGACGACGAUGAUGACGAGGAUGAUGAUCUCGAUGCAAGAACAACCAUUCAAAGAGGUGGAAAGAUUAAACAAAGUAAAAGUAAGAACAGGAGUGUUUGGUGUAGAGCUAAGAUGCUGCUUCAACCAACUUCUGAUUGGGGUCCUUCUGCACGUAAUAUUACAUUAACACCUUCGAGGACACUCACUCAUACACCGUCACCAGGCCCACCAGGUGGUUACGAUUCAGUACGAGACACAAUAGUAUUGGUAAACGGUCAACCAAUGAUGGUUCAGCCAACAUCCGGUGGUACAAGUACCACACAGAAGCUUCCUGGGCCUUCGAUUCUCAAGAAUUCAAGCAAAACUGAUCUAAUUACUUCCCAACAGGUCUGACACGACGUUCACUUUAUCUUCGAAGAUCAAUCUGCCCGGGUGUCUAUUGCCAGUAACACUACUAGCCAAUAAUUAAAAUAAUAUAUUUAAAAAUUGUGGUUUUGUGUGCGCGCGCGCUUAUACGAAGCUCUAAGGAAACAAAGAAAAAGUAAGGAAAAAAAAGAAAACAAAAAAAAAAUUAAAAUAAAAUAAAAAAAUAAAAAG
Polistes dominula (European paper wasp) is the source of this 3353-nucleotide messenger RNA. RefSeq names its product sodium- and chloride-dependent glycine transporter 1. NCBI's taxonomy places the organism in Eukaryota, Metazoa, Arthropoda, Insecta, Hymenoptera, Vespidae. Gene Ontology annotation, molecular function: glycine:sodium symporter activity. The record is from RefSeq and is a predicted model, not a curated record. Gene Ontology annotation, biological process: amino acid transport; nitrogen compound transport; sodium ion transmembrane transport. Gene Ontology annotation, cellular component: plasma membrane.